Molecule: messenger RNA, 2134 nt
Organism: Oryza sativa Japonica Group (Japanese rice)
Lineage: Eukaryota; Viridiplantae; Streptophyta; Magnoliopsida; Poales; Poaceae
Product: methyl-CpG-binding domain-containing protein 13
Molecular function (GO): DNA binding
Source: RefSeq, a predicted model, not a curated record
CUGUCGCGGCCAUGGCGUCCACCAUUCAUCAUCAACCCGGGGGGGUUGCCAAUCAAAUUUAUUACUCCUACAAGGACACCGUCACAGUCCACACAUGAGUGAGUAGUAGUGGCAGCAAUCGCAAUAGCAAUAGCAUCACGUUCACAGGAAGGAGAUUGCUAGUAGUAGUAGUAGCGGAGGAGACGCAACGAGACAAGCAAAGAAAGAGAUAGAGAUAGAAGACUCUGUGUAGUGUAGUGUGAGAGAGAGUGAGAGAGAGAGAGAAAGAAAAAGCUCUCCCUAGUCCCUAGUGCGUGGAGGAGUAGAGGUAGAGCAAACCACUGAACCACAUCGCCUUCUUUCUACUGGUUUCUACCGUGUUCUUGCUGCUGCUGCUGUUCUUCGUGAGCCUCCUCGACGACCUCGAUCUGCUUGUUUCUUCCCGGCUCCAUGGCGGCAGCGGCCGGGCCGUAGUGGAUUUUGUGGAUUUCAUUAUCAAAACGGGAAAUAGACUAUGGAUUCCAACGAGGGCUCUCAUCGUAUAACACGAAGUGGGAUUGUUAGGGCAAAACCUGCUGUCACGGCCGAUGGUAAGAUUGAGCCUGCUGGGGAGGGGUUACCUCAUGGAUGGUUGAAAGAAUACAGGCCUCGGAAGAACCAAUCUGGGUCUAGAGUCAAGGGUGAUACGUUCUAUAUUGAUCCAACCAAUAUGUAUGAAUUUCGUUCUCAAAAGGAUGUUCAACGGUAUCUUGAAUCUGGAGAUGUUACUAAUUGUGUAAUGAUACAAAAUAAGAGGAAAAUGGAAGACCUGCACACUGCAAGAAACCAAUCUCAUCAUACACGAAGACCAUCUGAUCACAGACAACUUGAUGCUGGUGAAGGGGCUACUCAAUGUGAUCUACCAAUAGCAAGAGGUAAUAGUGCACGGAGUGAUUUUUUGGUAAAUGCAAACAGUUCAGACAAUUCUGAAGAUAUGUCAUCAUCAGUGCCCAAGGGUGUGUCCGAAGGGAAACUUACACGGUUAAAGCUUCAGAAGGCAAGGGUUCCGAAUCAAUCCGUGGAGCAUGAAUCUUCCACAGGAGAAGUAGCAAAUAUGGAGCAUAAGCCCAAGGAAAAGAAACAGAAAACUAAACCUGUCAAACAGAUCUCUACACCUCUUCGAGCGUCACCUCGUUUAGCUGCGCUGAAGAUUAACCAAGAAGGCAAUAAUGAGCCCAAAGAUGAAGCUCUCAGCACAAACACAGACACUGCUAAUCAGUCACAACCAAAGUUGACCAAAAGUCCUAAAGCAAAGGCUAAUUCCUCUGUACUUCCUGAGAAGAGUGAUGGAGCACAUACUUCAAAUGCUUCUGAAAUUCCUCAAAACAAGUAUCCAUCAGCUACCGAGCAAAUGCAAGGAUCAUCUGUUCAUCCUCAACAGGCUGGAACAGCUGAUGCUAUGCCUGGGUCCGCCCUUUCAUCGUUAUUGCGAAGUAUCUGGUCAGAUCCAUGCCUCAAGUUUGCGAUCAAGACUCUUGCAGGUGACAUCCCUGCUCUAGACUUCAUUCCAUCACAGGACAUGAACAAAGGGACGACACCGAAUUGUUCCUCUUCUGCUUAUGAUGGUAGUAGAAACCAUGCGCAAGUCGACCAUGUCGGCAUGCCAAUGCCAAGGCCAUCAGAUAAGUUCUACGGCAGUGGCUGGUUUCCUCCCCAGUGAGUUCCAUCUGGGGAAUAUGUGGCAAAUCUUCUCACCUGCAAAAGCAAAUCAGAAGAAAGCCAAAGACUAACCAGCCUCACAGGCUUCUUAGAACUCCUCAUUAGGUACCUUGACAAGGAUGCAUGUUGCAAGAAAGACUGUAUCUUGUUGGAACUGUAGUAGAUGGUUCGUCACUAAUAAGUAAUAAUAACCUAAUAAUAUACCCCCAUCUUAUGCUAAACUGGACACUAUUUUCUGUCUGUCUGAAUUUGUGUAGUAACCUGACUACUAAUUCAUUUGUUUGUAUCAUUAGUGCAGACUAGAGAUGCUGAUUGUAUGCAGAUGCCUGUGCCAGAUUGUCAUGCUCAGGGUCACUGCUCUGCCAGCACAAAGACCCUUCAUGUGUAUUACUACUACAUGUAAUAAUAGCUUAGACAUUUGAUAUGGCAAUGUGCAUUGGACUAAGUUCUACCUAAA